This is a messenger RNA of Suillus subaureus, 357 nucleotides long. RefSeq lists its product as uncharacterized. The record is from RefSeq and is a predicted model, not a curated record. The coding region runs from base 1 to 357 and encodes 118 amino acids. Lineage: Eukaryota; Fungi; Basidiomycota; Agaricomycetes; Boletales; Suillaceae. The transcript is spliced from 2 exons.
AUGCUGCACUCCUCCUCUCUACCAACUCCAUCAAAGGGCACAUCGCCCAUAUCCAUGCCAAAAGUGGGACUUGGGCCUAUGAGUUUAACUGCAGAACCUUUCUGGGUCAUUGACCUUGUCAACCCUCCUGAAGAUACACAAUUUGCAAGUAAGGUUGUAGUGAACUCUAAUGCUCCUGUAGGAGAAUGUUUGAAGUGGGUGAAAGGAGCUGUAGAAGCACUACAUUUGGAGGGCCUUGUGAACAUUGGGUCUGGGGAUAAUUUUCUUGAAGAGUUUUUGACCUUUGUGGGAGGGAGUCACACUUAUGUGACAAGCAGCAGGUUCCCAAAUGUCAUGGAGUCCCAGCACUACACUUGA